GUGCUGCAGGGCCGUUGAGCAACCUUCUUUCUGGCAUGGCUGAGAAUGCGUGCAAUGCCACCGGCUCUGGUGAUGUGCACACCGCAGCUACCAGUUUCUCAGCCUUCUUCCCUGACACGUCGUCCCACGAAGCCAGCCAUUUCCUGCCGACCAUUGCCAGCGAGCACGUGCACAGCCAUUCUACGGAGACUGCACACAUCGAG
This is a messenger RNA of Symbiodinium necroappetens, 203 nucleotides long. The record is from the annotation of a GenBank genome assembly. NCBI's taxonomy places the organism in Eukaryota, Dinophyceae, Suessiales, Symbiodiniaceae.